This is a messenger RNA of Exophiala xenobiotica, 4944 nucleotides long. RefSeq lists its product as uncharacterized. NCBI's taxonomy places the organism in Eukaryota, Fungi, Ascomycota, Eurotiomycetes, Chaetothyriales, Herpotrichiellaceae. The transcript has a single exon. Gene Ontology annotation, biological process: positive regulation of protein serine/threonine kinase activity; cellular response to amino acid stimulus; cellular response to starvation. The coding region runs from base 202 to 4557 and encodes 1451 amino acids. Gene Ontology annotation, molecular function: protein binding; protein-macromolecule adaptor activity. Gene Ontology annotation, cellular component: cytoplasm; TORC1 complex. The record is from RefSeq and is a predicted model, not a curated record.
AGCAGGCAUCGCAGUACAGAUCGGUUGUUUUUGCUCACACAAAUCCUGACAAUCCAUAGGACAGCUUGCAUUGACGGCAUCAUCUUGUUCGACAGUAUCAUUUACUACCCUUCCGCGCCACCUCUGUAGAUGAUGUCGUCUGGAUUCGACAGGAAAACCUUUCUGCGCCUCUCCUAGAACCUACCUCAUGUCUCGAGAGGUAUGCGCGACCCUCAAGCAUCUCCGACGUUCAGACCUAAGUCUGAGGAGCCUACCAUGGCUUCACACAACGGUCAAUCACAUGUCGGACUGGGAUUUGAUAUGCCCUACCGCACAAGACCUGCGACACAGGGACACAAUCAACCUCCAGCACGUGGCUUCACUGAGGACGUUGCUCACUAUUCGACCGGCAGUGCGUUUCAAAGACAUUCACAAAUAAAUGGUACGGCGUCUAGUCAGCAGAAUGGAGUAUCACCUAGGAUCAUACCAGAGUCCGAAGACUACCUAUCUGCGAAGCCAUUUCCUCUGCAUCGAACAAAAAGUGACCUAGGUCCACGAGCAAAAGGAGGAAUAGCAAGUCCACAGUCAGAAGACAAGUUGGCACACAUUCGACAUGGCUGGGACGAUGAAUACACAUCGAACGAGUAUCUUUCAUUGUUGCACUCGACAUUCUACAUGUACUACACAGAGAAGAGGCAUGAAAGCAACGGUUCACAGUCGCAAGAGUCAAAGCAAUAUCCUAGUGUGGACUGGCGGAUGAAAGAUAGGAUGAAAACCGUUUCUGCCGCACUAGCAAUUUGCUUGAACAUCGGCGUGGAUCCUCCCGAUGUGAUCAAGACCAAUCCUACAGCUAAACUGGAGGCAUGGGUCGACCCUACCGGAAGCAGCAGCGGUUCAACCAAGACAAUGGAGCAAAUCGGAAAGCGCUUACAAGAACAGUACGAGUCAUUGAGUCUGAGGACCAGAUAUAAACAGUACCUGGAUCCUUCCAUUGAUGAGACAAAGAGAUUCUGCAUAUCGUUGCGACGUAAUGCGAAGGACGAGAGAGUCUUGUUCCACUACAACGGCCACGGAGUACCUCUUCCCACUGCUUCUGGCGAGAUCUGGGUCUUCAACAAGAACUACACUCAGUACAUACCGGUUGGCAUCUAUGAUCUGCAGUCAUGGCUUGGAGGACCCAGCCUUUUUGUCUACGAUGUCUCACAUGCUGGCAAUAUCGUGGCCAAUUUCGAUACUUUCCUCGCUAAGCACGAAAAGGAGAACGAGGAGGCCAAGAAGAAAGAUCCCAACGCUCCUCUACAGAACUACGCAGAUUGCAUACAGCUAGCAGCUUGUGGCAGAACCGAGAUGCUCCCAACCAACCCAGACCUCCCAGCGGAUUUGUUCACUUGUUGUUUGACGACUCCCAUUGAUAUCGCCUUGAGGUGGUUCGUCCUGCAGAAUCCACUUCCUCAUGGCCCUUGUCCUUCACUCGAGGACGGAAAGAUCCCUGUACCGGGCCGUCUUCAGGACCGCCGGAGUCCUUUGGGAGAGUUGAACUGGAUCUUUACGGCCAUUACCGAUACUAUCGCGUGGAACAUCCUGCCUCGACCGUUGUUUAAGAAACUUUUCCGUCAAGAUCUCAUGGUCGCUGCGCUCUUCCGCAACUUCUUGCUGAGUGAAAGAAUCAUGAGAGCGAAUCAUUGCCAUCCCAUAUCAUCCCCAGUACUGCCCGAGACACAUCAUCACCCGCUGUGGCAGAGCUGGGAUCUCGCAAUGGAAAUGGUCCUUUCACAAUUACCGAUGCUUCGAGAGGCCGAAGAAGGAAAGCGUGUAUACGAAUAUCAACAUUCGAACUUCUUUGCGGAACAACUCACUGCAUUUGAAGUGUAUUUGACUUCUGGACCGACCAAAGACCACGCCCCAGACCAGCUACCGAUCGUUCUCCAAGUGCUCCUGAGUCAAGUUCAUCGGCUGCGAGCUUUGAUUCUUUUGAGCAAGUUUCUCGACCUUGGUCCUUGGGCCGUUCAUCUCGCCUUGAGUAUUGGAAUCUUCCCUUAUGUAGUGAAGCUUCUCCAAGCGGCGUCACUUGAGCUCAAGCCUGUCAUGGUCUUCAUCUGGGCUCGAAUCAUGGCUGUCGACUACACCGUGCAGAGUGAUCUGUUGAAGGAUAAUGGUAUCCAUUAUUUCAUUUCCAUCAUGAAUCCACGUUCCGACAUACCCGUUGGUAAUGCCAGCGAGCAUAGGGCUAUGUGUGCAUUCAUCGUGGCAAUAUUCUGCAAACGGUACCCUCCUGGCCAAACCGUGUGUCUGCUGCCUGAGCUUUUCAACGCGUGCCUGCUGAACAUGGCAGAGCCAGAAAAUCCUCUGCUACGGCAGUGGUCUUGUCUGUGUCUCAGUAUGUUGUGGUGCGACUAUGCCGAUGCCAAAUGGAUGGGGAUACGAUGUAUGGCUCACGCGAGGUUGUGUGAGCUAUCCCUUGAUCCUGUCCCGGAAGUUCGAGCUGCGAUGCUGCAUGCUCUCACGAAUUUCCUUGGUAUCCCUGAUUUGACAGAUCAAGUUUGUCAAAUCGAGGAAGGCAUCGCUUCGUCAGUGCUGUUCAUGACCUCAGACGGCAGCAGCUUGGUGCGAAAAGAGCUGGUUGUUUUUCUCUCUGCAUUUGUCAAGCGAUACGAGAAUAAGUUUCUCGUGGUCGCUUAUGAGCAGCUUGUGGAGGAAAGAGACAGGCAUCCAUACAAGGAUAGCGAUGCCAACGGAUUUGAGGCGUGUGACCCUCACCCUCCCAUUUCGGCAAACACUAUCUAUGGCUGCAUCUGGCUGCAGAUUCUGGUACUAUCCGUCGACCCGCAUCCCGAAAUCGCACGGAAUGCUUCCAUCAUUGUUGAUGAUAUUCACGACACGUUGAUGCAUAAUUCCCCUCUGAGCCAGGUGGCUCUCAAGGUCGUUGAGGAUUUGUUACGGUUCUCCAAGCGAGCAGAAACUCAGAUCAAAAAGGUCCCAUCAAUGAACUCCCUGAGACUAACGGACAAGCGCCCUGGAACCCCACCACCUCAGAUGCAGAAACAAGCGAGUUAUCUGUCUCUCAGCUUGAAACGAGCAGGCACUUCCUUACGCAAUCUCGCAUUUGGUGCAAGUUCAGACAAUCUCAAUGCUUCCAGGGAAAGCAGCCCCCAGACAUCUCCCAGCAAAAGCAGGGAACCAGCGCGCCCAGUCAAUACCCCUCGAGGCCGUCUCCCCGCUGAGUGGAGUCGACCACCAGAGACUUCCGAUGCCCAGGGCAGCGCAGGUCACUAUCUGUCAGCGACCUUGCCGACCUCAGCCGGCUUCGUGCCUCUCGACCCGAGGAAGAAACAAUAUUUGCCGCUAGAAAGCACCCUACUCGAAUGGUCCACCGAAUACUUCCGCGAACCACAGAUGCGAGCCAACGACCCCGACGAACCAGGUUCAGCAGACUACAAUUCCCGCCUUUGGCGACGCAACCGCAACGAGAAGAUCAUUGCAGACAAUCAGCCCCUCAAGGGCGUGGCAGGUAGUUCAAAAUGGACACGUCUCGAAGGGUUCCUCAACAACCAGAAUCAGCCAAUGCGCCUGGCUUUCCAUCAAUUCGACGAUCAUCUCGCUGUAACGGACGAUCGAGAUACUGUGACAAUCUGGGAUUUCCAGCGUAACGAGCAGCUCAGCCGCUUCAGCAACGGCAACCCCAUAGGAAGCCGCAUCAACGACACCAAAUUCCUGAAUGAAGACGACCAGCCCCUCCUGAUGGUCGGGAGUAGCGAUGGCGUGUUGAAAGUGUACCGCAAUUACCAAUCCUCAGACGAGGUGAAAAUUAUCACCGCAUUUCGGGCGUUGACAGAGCUGAUCCCCAGCAACAAGAAUGCCGGAUUGGUGUUUGACUGGCAGCAGGGCCAGGGCAAGGCAUUGGUUGCAGGCGAUGUUAAGGUCAUCAAGGUCUGGAACGCAGCAACCGAGCUGUGUGUCGGCGACAUUCCGGCCAGGAGCUCGAGUUGCGUGACCAGCCUGACGAGUGAUCAAGUUGCGGGCCAGAUUUUCAUCGCGGGUUUCGGGGACGGAGUUGUCAGGGUUUUCGAUCAGAGGCUCAAUCCGAGGACCGCGAUGGUCAAGAUUUGGAGAGAGCAUCGUCAGUGGAUUACAAAUGUCCACAUGCAGCGCGGUGGCGUGCGCGAGUUGAUAUCCGGGAGUCGAAAUGGAGACGUCAAGUUGUGGGAUCUGAGGAGUGACAAGGCCGUUUUGACGGUCGCUGCGACCUCAAGCGGUAGGCAUGAUGGUGCAAAUGCCGGUAGCGACGGUACUGGUGCUGGUGGUGGCUAUGUGCCAUUGCUCAGGAGUCUGUCUGUGCACGAGCAUGCGCCUGUCUAUGCGGUGGGAACGGAUAAGCACGAAGUCCGGACGUACAACACAAACGGCGAUGCUCUGGGUGUGUUUGAGCCACUGCCCAGUCGUCUGGCUCAGGUUGUGGGCGGCAGCCUCGCAGGAAGAGGGAGCCAGAGUCCGAUCGUCGCGACGGCGUAUCAUCCGCAUCGAAUGUUGCUGGCAUGUGCGGCUUUGGGCGAUGGGCAUGUUAGCUUGAUGAGCUACUAACACGACCCUAGGUAUGGACGGGGCAUGAGGCAUGAAUGAAACGCCCGUCGAGUACUCCGUAGUCAUGAGCAAAGAUCCUCUUUCCGGUGAGGGGAGGGACGGAGGUUGCUGUCACUUUGUCAGGUUUCUCUUUCUUUUUCCUUUUCCCACCUCGAAUGAGCGCAUCUAUUCAGCACCAAGGAGGAUCAGGCUGCGGCUGUGCUUUUCGACAGGGUUGGAUGAGGUAUGAUGAGGAGUUGGGAUGCCCUUUAUUUGCUGGGCUGGGGGCCUUCGCAUAGCAUGGCGCACGAUGCUCAUCAAGCGUGAACUACUACCUACGUACCUUAAUGGGAUUAAUACUGGCAAAUGAAGAUUACGACUUCACACGUAGUUUGGAGUCGAUGUGCG